Molecule: messenger RNA, 651 nt
Organism: Solanum pennellii
Lineage: Eukaryota; Viridiplantae; Streptophyta; Magnoliopsida; Solanales; Solanaceae
Product: mediator of RNA polymerase II transcription subunit 18-like
Exons: 5
Coding region: 1-651 (216 amino acids)
Biological process (GO): regulation of transcription by RNA polymerase II; termination of RNA polymerase II transcription
Cellular component (GO): mediator complex; core mediator complex
Molecular function (GO): transcription coregulator activity
Source: RefSeq, a predicted model, not a curated record
AUGGAGUGUGUUGUUCAAGGAAUUAUUGAGACUCAACAUGUCGAAGCCCUUGAAAUUCUGCUUCAAGGGCUUUGUGGUGUGCGUAAACAAGGCUUAAGGAUCCAUGAAUUGUGCCUCAAAAGUGUUCCAAACUUAGGGUCAGUAGAAUCAGAAAUACGGCUUGUAUGUGAUCUUGAGAAGCCAGAAGACACAUGGACUGUUAGGCAUGUUGGUGGUCCGAUGAGAGGUUCUGGCGCUGAAAAAAUCUCAUUCUUGGUGAGACCAGUGCAAGAAAGGAAAAUAACCAAGAAUGCACUAAUCUUCUUUAAAAAUAUUGGCUACAAGCUAGACCACGAGCAUCUGAGAGUCGGUUUUGCAUUUCAUUUCCAAAGAGAUGCCCUGAUAACUGUAACAGUUUCAUCCAUCAAUAAGAUGUUGAAACUUCAUGCUAUCGAUGAUGCAGUGCCCGUUACUCCGGGCAUUCAUCUAGUUGAAGUGACUGCACCAACUUCAUCUACAAAUUAUAAUGAAGUUGUCGCGUCUGUAUCGUCCUUCUGUGAAUAUCUUGCACCGCUCCUUCAUUUGUCAAAACCUGGUGUCUCAACAGGGGUUGUUCCUACCGCUGCUGCAGCUGCUGCAUCUCUCAUGUCGGAUGGUAGAGGCACCAAGUAA